Dufourea novaeangliae is the source of this 2707-nucleotide messenger RNA. RefSeq names its product probable leucine--tRNA ligase, mitochondrial (gene LeuRS-m). Gene Ontology annotation, biological process: mitochondrial translation; leucyl-tRNA aminoacylation. Bases 59 to 2707 code for a protein of 882 amino acids. Gene Ontology annotation, cellular component: mitochondrion. Lineage: Eukaryota; Metazoa; Arthropoda; Insecta; Hymenoptera; Halictidae. The transcript is spliced from 8 exons. The record is from RefSeq and is a predicted model, not a curated record. Gene Ontology annotation, molecular function: aminoacyl-tRNA deacylase activity; leucine-tRNA ligase activity; ATP binding.
UUGUCGUCAACAUUUUAAAACACUAUGUAUAUAAAGAAUUAAGUAUUAAAACUUAACAAUGACGUUUACAGGUAUAUUCCGCAGGAACGUAGUCCCACAUUUUAAAAAACAUGUACUUUUUAAAGGUGUCAUUACUCGAUUCUCUUCAACCGGUAUAAAUUUAUUUUCGAAUGACGAAGUUACACAGACAAUAAAAAAGGAUAUAGAGAAACACUGGAGGGAUAAAAUUAAUUUGCAUAAGUACAAUGAAACGGAUGAUAAAAAGGAAAAAUUUUAUGCAUUGUCAAUGUUUCCAUAUCCUUCUGGACUGUUACACAUGGGUCAUGUAAGAGUUUAUACGAUAAGUGAUACUGUUGCUCGCUUUUAUAGAAUGAAAGGAUACAAUGUUCUUCAUCCAAUGGGUUGGGAUGCGUUUGGUUUGCCUGCAGAGAAUGCAGCAUUUGAGAAACAAGUAGAUCCUGCUCAAUGGACAAAUGAUAACAUUAAUAAAAUGAAAAAUCAAUUGAAUUUAUUAAAUUAUGGGUUUGAUUGGGACAGAGAAUUUGCAACAUGCAAUCCAGAAUAUUAUAAAUGGACUCAGGAGUUAUUCUUGAAACUCUUCGAAAGGGGUUUAGCUUAUCAGAAAGAGGCAUUUGUCAAUUGGGAUCCCAUUGAUCAAACUGUAUUGGCAGAAGAACAAGUCGAUGCCGAUAAUUGCUCUUGGAGAUCAGGGGCCAAAGUGGAGAAAAGAUUAUUGAAUCAGUGGUUUAUUAGAACCUCAGCAUUUGCUAAGUUAUUGAUUGAAGGUUUAAACGACCCAAUAUUAAAAGAAUGGAGAGAUAUUAUAAAAAUACAACAGCACUGGAUUGGUGAAUGCAGUGGAGUUAGUUUUGAAUUACAGUUGAUAUCAAAUAUUCCGAAUUUUCCAAAGUCAAUAAAUGUCUGGACAGAUAAUCCAGAAUUUAUUGAAUAUGCAAAGUUUAUUGCAAUAUCCCCAAGCAACUUAUUAAAUAGAUCGGAGUACUGUUCACGUAUAAAUGAUGGAAUUAAAAUAAUGGAUGCUAAAGUUAUAAAUCCAUUCAAUGGAAAAGAGCUACCAGUGUUUGUAACAGAUCAAGUUGAAUUUCAACCUUUCCGAGAAACUUAUCUAGGGAUACCUUCUGCUUCAAUGAAUGAUUACCAAUUUUCUGAAAUAGUUAGAAUUGAAUUUCAACGACAUUCAAUAAGAAGUUAUGAAGAACAACAACAAAAAAUAUUAGAAGUAACAUCAAAAGCUAAAAAAUGGAAGAUUGGUGGAUAUCCAGUUAGUCCAAGGCUUCAAGAUUGGUUAAUAUCUAGGCAAAGGUAUUGGGGUACACCAAUCCCAAUUAUUCAUUGUUCAAAUUGUGGUGCUCAGCCAGUGCCACGUGAUCAACUUCCUGUUACUUUACCAAAAAUAACAUUUUCGUUUUCAAAUAAGAAGCCUACUUUAUUGGACGCUAAAGAUUGGCUGAACACUACUUGCCCUAAAUGUGGAGGGCAGGCAACCAGAGAAUCGGAUACAAUGGAUACUUUUGUGGAUAGUUCAUGGUACUUUUUGAGAUACAUUGAUCCAAAAAAUACAAAAGAAAUGUUUGACAUUGAUAAAGUAAAAAAAGUAUUUCCCGUUGACCUUUAUGUGGGUGGAAAAGAACACGCUGUAUUGCAUUUAUAUUAUGCAAGAUUCAUGAGUUACUUUUUGUAUUCGGAAGGACUGAUACCCAGUGCUGAACCAUUUAAACAAUUACUUGUUCAGGGUAUGGUAAUGGGUAAAACGUACCAACAGAAGAGUACACAAAAAUAUUUAAAGGCAGACGAAGUAGAAGAAAAAGGAGGAGAAUGGGUAGAGAAAAAUACCAAUGAACCUGUAAUUGUUUCAUGGGAUAAAAUGUCAAAAUCCAAGCAUAAUGGCAUUGAUCCCCUUGAACUAUUAGAUAAAUAUGGAAUUGAUACAACUAGAUUGUUGAUAUUAGCUGAUGUAGCACCAACUUCAAAUAGAAAUUGGAGCGAUGAGACCAUUCCUGGGAUAAUUAAUUGGCAAAAUCGUUUAUGGAGAAUUAUGAAAAGUUUUAUAAACUGUCGAAAUAAUAUAAGUCUAGAAGAACUUCAAGCUAAACCUACCGACCCGAAAUUUGAAGACGAUGAUGCGUACAUGUUUGACAGUCGAAAUUAUUUCUUAAAAACUGUAACAUUUAAUAUAACUGGUUCUCAACAGUUGAGUGUUGCAAUAUCAAGAAUGCAAGGACUUACAAAUAGUUUACAUAAGGUGUGUUCAGAGUGUAUGCAAAAAAGUCGCGAAUUUGAGCGUGCAUUAGCAGUUCAGAUCAUAAUGCUCGCACCAGUAGCACCACAUUUUGCCUCUGAAUUAUGGGCAGCAUUUUGCUCCAUUGAACAUCAUCUUAUAAAUGAAUCUGAAGUAAAAUUGGAUAAAGAUGUAAUGGAACAAGAUUGGCCGGACAUAGAUAUGGAUUACAGGAUGGUAAUAACUUUGACUGUAAACAAUAAACUCGUUAAAAAGAUCAAAGUACCCAGAUACAAACUAGACCAACUAUCAGCCGAGGAUGCUCUUGACUUAGUAGUGAAUGAUCCAGAUGUUCAACGAUGCUUGAAGAACAAAAAGGUCGCUCAGACUAAUUUUCUUUCAAAGGCAGGCUGUGAUGCAAAAAUGAUGAUUGUUACAGAAAAGAAAAAGGAGACAGUAGCAACAUAA